This is a messenger RNA of Drosophila busckii, 2873 nucleotides long. It is a transcript of the gene GATAe, whose product is annotated as box A-binding factor. Gene Ontology annotation, molecular function: DNA-binding transcription factor activity, RNA polymerase II-specific; RNA polymerase II cis-regulatory region sequence-specific DNA binding; zinc ion binding. The record is from RefSeq and is a predicted model, not a curated record. The transcript is spliced from 6 exons. NCBI's taxonomy places the organism in Eukaryota, Metazoa, Arthropoda, Insecta, Diptera, Drosophilidae. Bases 193 to 2436 code for a protein of 747 amino acids. Gene Ontology annotation, biological process: cell fate commitment; positive regulation of transcription by RNA polymerase II; negative regulation of transcription by RNA polymerase II.
CAAAAAUAAUUAUUUUCCACAAUUGCAAUUUGAAAUUGAUUCACGCCAACCAGUUUGUGUACGCGAUACAAUAAUCAACGACAAGUUGCAGUGUUUUUUGUGAUAAUUUUGAACUGUAUAUAAAAUCAAAGUGUGUCUACUACAAUUAGAUAAAACUAAACUAAGCAAACAGUGUAAACAAUUUAUAUAUUGAUGGUGUGCAAAAGCAUUGGCUUGGAUAUCAAAAUGCAGUUAAAGAUGGAAGCGCAGCCAUUGCCGCAGCAGCAACAAUUGCAACAGCAACAACAGCAGCAGCAGCAACAGCAGCAGCAGCAGCAAGUCUUAACAGUUAAGCAGCUACAAUUGUUGGAUAAAAUCAAAUUAGAGUCGAGCAACGGAAAUGAUCCGCAAGCUGCUAGCACAUUAGAUGAGCAACAGGAGCAGUCACAGCAGCAGCCACAGCAGCAACCACAGCAGCAGCCAACAACAACCGUUGGUGUCUUAGUCCACGCCAACAGUCAAAGCAGUGUCAGCGAAUCCGACGAGGGACAAUACGUGGUGGUGCCACGCCCACAGCAGCGACGCAUACUGACUACCGCCGGCACACUCGAGCUCAACGAAAGCCGCGAGGGAGAUCCCAGCAGUGCCAGCUCCAACUCUGCAUCGGACAAUCACAUUGAGUAUCAGCGCGCGGCUCAUCAGUCGCCACACUAUAUCCAAAUGGCGCCCAGAACAGCCGCCGAGGUGGCUGAGCAGGUGGCCGUCACUGGCGCUGGCGGCACGCUCUAUGCAUAUCCUUCGGGACAAAUAAUCUGCAGCGGAGAUGAUGUGACUGCCAUCAAAAUUGAAACUAUUGACAAGAACGAAGUGUCGAACGAGGCGCAGGCGCAGCAGUUGCAACAGCAACAACAGCAGCAGCAGCAGCAACAACAACAGCAAUGCCCUACACCAAAUGGUGCAACCUAUGCGGAUGCAAUUGUCGUCAGCAGCGAGGCAGCACUACAGCAUCAUCAUCAGCAGCAGCAGCAACAGCAGCAGCAGCAUCAGCAGCAACAUCAGCAUCAACAGCAGCAACAACAUGCUGCUGUAGCAGCAGCAGUUGCCGAGGCUACGCACGCCCACAACAUACGCUACGUUACGGAAGACGGACGCUUUGCCACGGCCAGCGGCGAGGCAGACGCUGCCGGCGGAAACAUCUACUACGAAGCGCCCGUCGUCAAUGCCACGGUGCAUGUGAACGAGUCCAAGACGUACGCGGAUCUGGGCAAUGCCUAUGCCUAUCCGCCCAACUCCACCUUCACCAGCAACAGCUAUGCGGCCGCCACACUGCAGCAGGGCAACACCAUCUACAGCGUGCCAGGCACAGCGCAGUUUAUCACCAAAGCCGAUCCCAAUUUGAAUCCGCUGCGGCAAACAGCAGCGGGCACAUACCAGGCCAUACCCUUCCUUGACGGCAGCAAUGCCAACGAUACCUUGUGGACCACCACCGGCGGAGAGUAUCAGAACGUGUCCUUUUCAAACUUUCAUCCGCAGGUUAUCGAUGAUUAUCCCAGCGGCAACAUGACCGCCGCCCAUUGGCCGCCAGCAGGCAGCAUCACCAGCUACGAUCCCAAUCUGACUGCAGGCGCCAGCGUCGCUUCGCCCAACAGUCAUGGCAUGGCGGAGCCCAAGUGCGACAUCUGUAAUUCGACGUAUAUGCGCAAGGGCGCUGAGUGGUUCUGUCCCGGCUGCCCGAGCUAUGCACGCGUGGCGCCUCGCUUGCCGCCGCGCCAGAAGCCCAAGGCUGCCGCUGCGCCCAACAACCGUCGCAAUGGCGUCACCUGCGCCAAUUGUCAGACCAACUCGACCACGCUCUGGCGACGCAACAACGAGGGCAAUCCCGUCUGCAAUGCCUGCGGUCUCUACUACAAGCUGCACAACAUGAACCGCCCACUGUCCAUGAAGAAGGACGGCAUACAGAAGCGCAAGCGCAAGCCAAAGAACAAUGGUGGUGCCCCCAUGCAUCACCGCCCUCCACUGCCCAGCAUGUCGCAGGGCGUCAAUCUGAUGGUGAACAGCAGCACGCUCUAUCCCUCCCAAGUGGCCGUGGGCUUGCUGAGCAGCCAACAGAAUCCCAGUCCCGAGCUGCAUGACAUGUCCACUACGGGUCCGGCGGCUGCCGUCUCUGGCACGCGUGUGGUGGCCAUUGCGCUGAAUACCAAUGCAGCCAACCCGGAGGGCACUUUGAAUAUGUCGCGGCAUCAUGUGACAGGCGAAAGCCACUCCUCCUAUAGCCAACAGCAGCAGCAGCAGCCUCCCUCACAGAGUCAGUCGCCACAUCUGCCCAACUCCAGCACGCUGAAUCGCCAAAUAGCACAAUCUGUGCCGCCAAUCGAAAACAGUCGCGGCUCCAACAGCGAGCUUACGCCCAGCGUCAUCACGCGCACUGGUCUGCCCGAGCGUUCAUCGAAUAACUAAAGCCUAAUUUAAGCGAAUUGUAAAGAUUGCCAAAUGCCAAUGAGUUACGUAAGCUAAGUCAGCUAAGUGUGUUGCGUUUGUCUAAAAUGCAACACUAACUUAUUUAUUUAUUGCAUUCAAAAUCUAAUCAGCCGAGCGGAGUUUUCAUUUAGAAACUAUUUUGUCUACGAGCUGCUGGCUUGCCAAAUUCCACUUAAUAUUUUAUAUAAUUUAAUAUUAUUGUUAUUGUAAGCUUUUACUUAAGUCUUCCCCUUGCUCAAGUCAAUGUAUUGCUACAAAUUAUUUAAAAUAAUGAACAGCUUUAAUCAGCCAAACAUACAUAUACAUAUACAUAUAUAUUUACUAUUUGUACCGCUAUUAGCUAUAGUUUAGCACAAACUUUCAAUUUUGUAUACCUUAGCUUAAGUACUUCAAAGCGAAGAAUAAAUAAGUUGUAA